Molecule: messenger RNA, 2679 nt
Organism: Stylonychia lemnae
Lineage: Eukaryota; Ciliophora; Spirotrichea; Sporadotrichida; Oxytrichidae
Source: the annotation of a GenBank genome assembly
AUGGAGGACUUUCUUGAUACUAUUGACAACAAAAAACUCAUACUUUUGACGGAAGUUGAAUCAAACACUACGGAAGCACAAUAAUAACAAGAAGAAAUAACUAGUGUUAUUAACAAUGAAUCAGCUAUUUAAUAAGCAACUGCUAAAGUUGAACCAAAAGCUGAAAUCGAUACUCUUGAGUAAUAAUAAAAAGAUUUGACUGAGAUAAGCAAUACUAAAUUAGAGAUAACUAAAUAGAAAGAAGAGAAUUUAUAGGUAGAGGAAAGUAAAAUUGAAGUAUAGCAAUAAUAGCAAACAUUUUAAAGAGAAAUCAUCACAUAGAAGGUAUAAACCACCCAAAUAAUGCAGUAGUAAAUUAAUUAAGCACCUCAAUAAAAUCAGCAUCAAAAUAGAAAGGAAUAUUAUGGAGUCAUUGAGGAUGAUCCAUCAUUGAAGCAGUUCGAACAUGAUAUCAAUCUCAGAUAGCUAAAAUUCAACGAGUAACAAAUAUAAAUAUCAAUUCAAUAUAUAGUUGGAAAAAUAAAUUUGCAGUGGAGGCAGGAUCAUUUUUAGAUUUUGCGAGGAGCUACAACAAGUUUGGACUCAAUAUCAAUAAAGAUGGUGAUCUUGAAUACAGAGAAUGGGCGCCAUAAGCAAGAGAAGUCUCAAUAGUAAAAUUUAUACUCUUGUAUCAUAUUAUAGUUCGGUGAUUUCAAUGCAUGGAAUAGAGAGUCACAUAAGUGUGUUAAAGACAAUUUCGGAGUAUGGUCUUUGAUCUUACCAAAAAAAGAAGAUGGAACCUACCCUAUUGCUCAUGAUACUAGAUUCAAGUGCUGCAUUACAAAGCAAGAUUGGCAAAAAGUGGAUAGAGUCCCAGCAUGGACCAAAUUCGCUAGAUAAAAUCCACAGAAUUUACUCUAUGAAGCAGUCUUUUGGAACCCUCCUGAGACUUAUUAAUUCAAAAAUUAGAGACCUCCAAAGCCAUAAUCAUUAAGAAUAUACGAGGCGCAUGUCGGAAUGAGUUCAGUUGAAGGAAAGGUUUCUACCUAUAGAGAGUUUGCAGAUAAUAUCCUUCCAAGAAUAAAGGAUGUCGGCUAUAAUUGUAUUUAAUUGAUGGCUAUUCAAGAGCAUUCUUACUAUGCAUCCUUUGGCUACCAUGUUACUAAUUUCUUUGCUAUUUCUUCAAGAUCAGGAAAUCCAGAUGAUGUAAAGUACAUGAUUGAUAAAGCUCAUGGAUACGGCAUAAUGGUUAUCAUGGAUUGCAUUCACUCUCAUGCCUCAUCAAAUGUCCUGGACGGUAUCAGCUAAUUCGAUGGAACUGAUCAUCAAUACAGUCAUUCAGGAGCAAGAGGUAAGCACACUCAAUGGGACUCAAUGCUUUUUGAUUAUUCCAAGUAUGAAGUUUUGAGAUUCCUACUCUCAAAUAUCGCAUUCUAUAUGGAGGUAUAUCAAUUCGAUGGAUUUAGAUUUGAUGCAGUAACAUCAAUUCUUUAUCAUCAUCAUGGUAUUGGAAUUGGAUUUUCUGGGGAUUACAAGGAAUAUUUUGGAACUCAUGUUGAUGUUGAUGGUAUUGUUUAUAUGAUGCUUGUAAAUGAUUUGGCUCACAUGAUUCACCCACACGCAAUAACUAUCGCUGAGGAUGUAAGUGGAAUGCCCACACUGUGCAGAGAGGUUAAAGAAGGAGGAAUGGGAUUCGAUUUUAGAUUGAGUAUGUUCACCCCAGAUAUGGUAAAAUUAAAGAUUCAAUAACCCUUAUAGUGGAUUAAGAAUUUAAAGGAAUUAAAAGAUGAGGAAUGGAGCAUGGGACACAUUGCAUUUAGUUUAACUAAUAGAAGAUGGAAAGAAAAAUGUGUUGCUUACUCUGAGUCUCAUGAUCAGGCUAUUGUUGGAGAUAAAACUCAUGCUUAAUGGCUUUUCGACUAGGAUAUUUAUCAUGGCAUGAGCAUUAACUAGUAGAUGAGUGUUAGAGUAGAAAGAGGAAUUGCACUACAUAAAAUGAUUAGACUUCUAACCAUUGGGCUUGGAGGAGAAGCAUACCUUAACUUUAUGGGCAAUGAGUUUGGGCAUCCUGAAUGGAUUGACUUCCCAAGAGAAGGAAAUGGCUUUAGUUAUCACUAUUCAAGAAGACAAUGGAAUCUCAGUGAUAACCCGACUCUUAGAUACACUCAACUAAGAAACUUUGAUAAAGCUUUCAAUGAAUUAGAGGAAUAGUUCCAUUGGCUAACAAGUGGCCAUUAAUAUGUUACCCUGACUCAUGAUGGUGAUAAGCUUAUUGUCUUUGAAAGAGGAGAUCUUCUGUUCAUCUUUAAUUUCCAUCCAACAAAUAGUUAUGAACAUUAUAGAAUUGGAACAAAUUGGGGAACUGAGCAUGUUAUCUUGCUUGAUUCUGAUUCUCGCAAUUUCGGGGGUCAUAAUAGACUCGAGCCAGCAACUAAAAAAAUAUUCUUUCCUAUUAUUAGAGAGAAGUGGCAAGGAAGAAAUAACUACAUUCAGCUGUACAUUCCAAGCAGAACUGCUAUAAUACUGUGCGCUGAGCAGAACCUGGCAAAGCAUGGAAUCUAAAUAAAUGGCAGACCGAUUCAUUAAUAGUCUCAAAUUUAAAACGAAGCAAAGCAAUAAGAGGAGGGAGAGGUCUCAUCAUAACUAAAGACAGAGAUAGAAGUUGUUCAAAAGUAAGUAGAAGAAGUCAAAUUACAAUGA